Messenger RNA from Dermatophagoides farinae (American house dust mite), 958 nucleotides. Lineage: Eukaryota; Metazoa; Arthropoda; Arachnida; Sarcoptiformes; Pyroglyphidae. The record is from RefSeq and is a predicted model, not a curated record.
UUUUGUUCUGUUUGUUUGUGAUUGAUUGAUUGAUUGAUUUUAAUGUCUGACAUUGUCAAUUUCGGAUCGAUCGUUUUAUUAAUAUAGUAACCAAGAAAACAAACGGUAAAAAAGAAAGAAACAAAGUUUGCUAAUAUCGAUCUCCUACAACGGUACAAAAGACGAAUUUUUAUUUCUUUCUUUAUUCCUCAUACACCACCUAUCAAAUAAACCAAAUCUGAAUAGACGAAAAAAGAAAACAAAAUUCACAUCAAAAACGGCCGGUUCUAAAGAUGAAGGUUCAAGUUGCGGCGGUGGCAGCAGUGGUGGUGGUUCACAUAAACAUUCACAUCCUCAUAGUCAUCAGCAUCACAGUCAUCAUCAUCAUCAUCAUGGACACCAUGGAUGCCAUGCAUGUCGUCAUCAUUCGAAAACCAAAUCAAGACAAAAACAACAUCAACAUCAUCGCCAUUGUAAGUGUAAAGAUAAAGAAACGAUAAUGAAAUCAAAUAUAACGGCGCAACAACAACAACCGAGACGAAAACGUACAAAACCUUGUUUUGUUGAUCUGCCGCCAUCACCCCCACCACCGACAACAACAAAAUCACUGCCAUCUCCAUCACCAUCUCCACAAAAUUUAAUUCAUAAUGAUAAUAAUGAUAACACUGAUAAUAAUCCUGUAAUCAAACCAAUCACUGAUUGUCAAGCUGGUCCCACUAUUUUGAUUGCACCAGAAGACUAUAUUCAUAUUUAUAAAGGCAAAACAACAGAAGAUUUGAAUGAAAUACCAAAAGACGUCGGAAGGAUUGAGUCAGAAAUCAAUAACAAUACCAUAAAUGAUAAUAAUAAUAAAACAAAUCAACAACUACAACAACAACAACAACAACAACAAGCCAUUGAUAAUACACCUACCGUAAUGAUUGCACCAAAAGAUUAUAUUCACAUUUAUAAACAACCAAAAUCAAAUCAAAAUCAAUAA